CCUCAAAACACAGGGCUAUGUGCGAGGAUAAAGUGCAUCAGUGCGGGGACAGCCAGCCUAGGGGGCACUUCCGAGCAGGCGGAGUGAAGCGAGAAACAAAGAGAAGGGAGGACAUGAGCGAAGGCGAAGGGAGGGAGCAGGGGAUCAGCUGAGUUCAAUCCCGCCAGGAAAGCUCUUCCCCUCCGCCACAUCCCCGAGAGGCGCAGGAACAGGUUCCCCCCCGCCUCUUUGGUCAAGAAGACAGAGUGGUCAAGAAUCGAGUGGCCCCAUGGGGAAAGGGGGCGAGCAAGGGGGGGAUUCGGGGGAGCCGGCGGCGCAGAUCCGCUUCUACACCUGGGAGGAGAUCCAGAAGCACAACCUGAGGACGGAUAAGUGGCUGGUGAUAGAGCGAAAGGUUUAUAAUGUCACCAAGUGGGCAAACAGGCACCCGGGGGGCCAGCGAGUGAUCAGCCACUGCGCCGGCGAAGAUGCCACGGAUGCAUUCCAGGCCUUCCAUAUCAAUCCCACCUUGGUGCAGAAGUUUCUCAAGCCGCUGCUUAUUGGAGAACUUGCGCCGGGGGAGCCCAGCCAGGACCGAGACAAAAAUUCCCAGCUGGUGGAGGAUUUCCGGACCCUGCGGAAGACAGCGGAGAACAUGAACCUGUUCCGAGCCAGCCCCUUGUUCUUCUCCUUUUACCUGGGCCACAUCAUCGCCAUGGAAGUUGUGGCUUGGCUCAUGGUUUUCUACUUUGGGACCGGCUGGAUCACAACCCUCAUCCUUGCUUGCAUCCUUACAACUUCCCAGGCCCAGGCAGGGUGGCUGCAACAUGAUUUUGGACACCUCUCUGUCUUCAAGAAGUCUUCCUGGAACCACAUUGUCCACAAGUUUGUCAUUGGACACCUGAAGGGCGCCUCUGCAAACUGGUGGAACCACCGCCACUUCCAGCACCACGCCAAGCCCAACAUCUUCCAGAAGGACCCCGAUGUGAACAUGCUGCACAUUUUUGUCCUGGGAGACACGCAGCCCGUUGAGUAUGGCAAGAAGAAGCUGAAGUACCUGCCUUACAACCACCAGCACGAGUAUUUCUUCCUCAUCUUCCCGCCUCUGCUCAUCCCCGUGUAUUUCCAAAUCCAAAUCAUCUCGACCAUGAUCAGGCGCAGGUUCUGGGCGGACCUGGCCUGGGCCAUCAGCUACUACCUGCGCUACUUCAUCACCUACAUCCCGUUCUAUGGCGUCCUGGGAUCCCUGUGUCUCCUCACGUUUGUCAGGUUUCUGGAGAGUCACUGGUUCGUGUGGGUCACCCAGAUGAAUCACAUUCCAAUGGAAAUUGAUUCUGAGAAGCACAGAGACUGGCUGAGCUCCCAGAUGGCAGCGACCUGCAACAUUGAGCAGUCCUUUUUCAAUGACUGGUUCACCGGGCACCUGAACUUCCAGAUCGAGCACCACCUGUUCCCAACAAUGCCACGGCACAACUUCUGGAAGGUGAAGCCUUUGGUGAAGUCAUUGUGUGCCAAGCAUGGAGUCCAGUACGAGGAGAAGCCUCUCGGGAAAGCGUUUGUAGACAUUGUUGGGUCCCUAAAGAAAUCUGGAGAUCUCUGGCUGGAUGCUUAUCUCCAUAAGUGAUCACGAAUCUUUCUGGGGAGGUGUGAGUGACCGGGAGGGAUGGGGAGGGGGGGGACGUGGGGGGUAUCACACUUGUGUCUUUUACUCUCAGAUCUCAGUCUAAAUCCAUGGUUGGAGGGGAGUCUCCUGUCUUGUCAGCUGCUUCUGGUGCAGGCCCAGGCAACCUGUUUAUUCCAGGCAGAUUUAAAAUGUGCUCCAGAGGGUGGAAAGCGAGGCCAGCAGUGCAAGGAACAGAAGGUUGGGAGAGGAUGAUGAUGAAUGUUUAAAAAAGGGGCAUUAAUAUCUGACCUUGACCUUCUUUUCACAAGAUUCGUUCUCAUUCUGCCUAAAGCACACAAACCCUGAUUAACACCUAAGGGUUUUAGGCCUCAGUGAGUGUUUGCAAUCCAAGGACACCCCUUGAGUGAGCUCAUGCCUCUUUCCUAUGUUUGUGUGAAAGAGGAUUCACAUCCCAGGGGAGUGGCAGAACCCAGCUUUCUCCUUUCCCUGCCUCCUUCCCUUCUCUAACCAUAGCAUCCCUUUAGUGCAAGCUGUGACUCUGGCCCUGCACAGCUAACCCCUAACCAUAGCAGGGUUAACAUAGCCGUGUUUUUAGGAUCAGCCCCUCUUCCCAGGGGCCGGUAGAUGAUUUCUGGGUUUAAACAGCAAAAUUCAUCCUUUAGGAGAGGGUCUGUUUUCUCUUUAAUGAGCAGCAGGUCUGGCACAGCGAAUUGCCAGUAAAUCACACAAAAGCUGAAAACAAUCAUAAAGCAAAACGUGCUAAUUGCUCCUCAGUGCUCCAGGGGAACCACAAAUGGCCUUUUCACCAUCCUGCCCUCCAGAAACUCAGAGUUCUGCCUGUCUGCACAUGCCUGGCAGGCACCGAGCCUCUUCCUGCCUGCCCCAGGCCAGGAGCCAUGGCACUGGUCACCCUUCCCUUGCAAACAAUCACAGGAGAAAAGGAAUUCUCCCUGCAAACGGAGGAGCUGCUCAAACACUCAAUCCCAGCUGGAAUCAGCCCUGCCCAGGCUGUGCUGCUGAUGUGAGACCUUUGGAGAACCCUCUUACAAGUUGUCUAAAACUCAAGUUUCUGCCCAGCACCUAAUUGCCAAAAUUCUCUAAUGGAUUAUCAGGAGAUAUGGUUGAGCUUCCAGGUGCUUCUGGAACAGGUAACCUGACCCCAAAUAAAUCCAGGGGUUCAGGAUCAGCUGCAGCACAACAGAAGAGAUAUUUGGUUUAGGACAAAGGGCCAUGGUUCCAAAAGCAGCCUCCAGCUCCAGCAUUUGCCUCGGUGCUCCCUGGAAACACCAGGAAAGAGACUUUGGUUACUUUGCAUGCCUCAUUACUUCCCUCAGCUCUGAAACUGGAUCCUCUCUAUCAAAUCCCUGAAUCCCAGCAGCAUCCCACAGAAUCAGCAAGGUGCUUCAUCAUGAAGAGAGACGACUCUGGGACUGUGGCCAGCAUUGCAAAAAAAAAAAAAUGUAAUCCCUCCCUGUCUUCAUUGGAGAAUAAAAUGAGAUUUUAUCUUUGCUUACA
Prinia subflava (tawny-flanked prinia) is the source of this 3118-nucleotide messenger RNA. Its product is annotated as acyl-CoA 6-desaturase-like. Lineage: Eukaryota; Metazoa; Chordata; Aves; Passeriformes; Cisticolidae. The transcript is spliced from 12 exons. Gene Ontology annotation, molecular function: oxidoreductase activity, acting on paired donors, with oxidation of a pair of donors resulting in the reduction of molecular oxygen to two molecules of water. Gene Ontology annotation, cellular component: membrane. Gene Ontology annotation, biological process: lipid metabolic process. The record is from RefSeq and is a predicted model, not a curated record. The coding region runs from base 269 to 1603 and encodes 444 amino acids.